UUAAAUCACUCACCAGCUCCAGCCUUUCGUCCCCUUCAACACCCGAUGGACCAAUCGGCGGGAAAAUCGGGAAGCAGCACCGACGGCAUCGAUGACGGCGCAAAUCAGGCGAAGUUAACGGCGUCUUCGUCGCCGGAGACGGAAACCGACGGAGAUGAAAUGUUGGAGCGAUUGCUGAAAUGGUUCGAUGAGAUGAGGUAUGGAUCGAUCUCCAUGUCCACCGACCUAACGGAUUCCGUCACCAUUAACGGCGACGAAGAGAUGUGCGGAUCGUCGUUCUCAGCCGCUACGGCGACGGUAAUGGCCGGCGUUGACACGAAGAGCGCAAUGGGAAUGGGAUUGGCGGCGACGCCGUACUUCUACGGAUGUAGCUCGCCUCCGCCGGAGAUGGUGAAGAUGGCGGCGGAGGUGGAAAAGGGUUUGAUUUCGGCCGGCGAGAGAAGGGAGGGGGAGAGUGCAGAGGAGUGGGUUGCGCGAGUGUUAAAUGAGUAAUCUGGAGGUUUUCUUUCUUUUUGAUAGGGUUUUUUAGAAAAGCUUUAUUUCCUGAUUUGAAAUCGUAGGGGCAAAAUGGUAAAUACUGCAAUGUUUUUGAAGCAGAAAUACA
Phalaenopsis equestris is the source of this 604-nucleotide messenger RNA. RefSeq lists its product as uncharacterized. The record is from RefSeq and is a predicted model, not a curated record. Lineage: Eukaryota; Viridiplantae; Streptophyta; Magnoliopsida; Asparagales; Orchidaceae. Bases 46 to 492 code for a protein of 148 amino acids. The transcript has a single exon.